AUGUUGGAUUUUAAUUUAGGCGAAAAACCAUGUCCAUUAAAAUCAUCAGUCCAAGACCAAUUUACAAUUGUGAAUAACAACAAAUCGAAAUUAAAAUUCCAACUUGAACCAUUACAACCAAAAGAAUUUCAAUUAAGUUUUAGCCCAACCUCUGGUUCAAUUGACAAGGGAAAAUCAAAAACAGUUAAAGUAAAAUUAGUUGUUAAUACAAAGAUCAAUACAAAUCACAAAGUAGUGUUAAGAAUUGAAGGAGGUGCUAGCCACUUUUUAACUGUAAAAAUAAGAUGCGAAACAGGUGUUUUUGGUGUUGACCCACUUUCACUCGAAUCAGUAGAUGAUGAAGGCUAUAGAGUACCAGCUAUUCUCUCUUUAAUGAAGAAAUCUUUAAUUGAAAAUGGUGGUUUACAACAAGAAGGUAUUUUCCGUUUAGCAGGUGAACAAACUGAAAUUAAACGUUUAAAGGAACAAAUGAACAAAAAUGAUUUCACAUCAAGUAAUGAUAUUAAUACUAUAGCAUCCCUAAUUAAAAUUUGGUUUAGAGAAUUACCAACACCAAUUUUAAAUUCAAUUCCAACUGAAAAAAUUUUUUAUAGUACAGAUGUUGACGAAUGUGUUCAAUCUGCUGCACAACUCCCAGAACCACAAAAAAGUUUACUCGAUUGGUUAAUGAACCUUUUAUUACAAGUUUCCAGUUUUUCUGAUGUAAACAAAAUGACAGCCCAAAAUCUUGCAAUUGUUGUAGCACCAAAUCUUUAUGACGUUAGUAGUUCUAAUCCAAUGGAAGGUUUAGUAUUAUCUCAAAAGUGUGUACAAUUUUUACACAACGUCCUCAAUCAUAAAGUAUCUGUUCACAAAAGAGAAUCAAGAUCGAUUGCAUUUGAAGUGUAA
Molecule: messenger RNA, 888 nt
Organism: Dictyostelium purpureum
Lineage: Eukaryota; Evosea; Eumycetozoa; Dictyosteliales; Dictyosteliaceae
Exons: 3
Coding region: 1-888 (295 amino acids)
Biological process (GO): signal transduction
Molecular function (GO): GTPase activator activity
Source: RefSeq, a predicted model, not a curated record